Molecule: messenger RNA, 639 nt
Organism: Hansenula anomala
Lineage: Eukaryota; Fungi; Ascomycota; Saccharomycetes; Phaffomycetales; Wickerhamomycetaceae
Exons: 1
Biological process (GO): proteolysis
Molecular function (GO): cysteine-type peptidase activity; deNEDDylase activity
Source: RefSeq, a predicted model, not a curated record
UUGCAAUUUUUCGAUAUUUCAAUAUAUAAAGAAGACCUAGACAAUUUAAAAGAUGAUGAAUGGUUAAAUGAUAAUAAUAUUUCAUUCAUUUAUGAAUACUUAGAACGUUAUCAAUUGAAUAAUUUUGAUAAAUUGGUUUCAAAUUCAAUCAUCUUAUUAAGACCUUCAAUGGUUUACCUAUUGGCAAAUCAUCCAUCUCCAAAAGAAUUGAAAGGUGUCCUACCAUCUUUAGAAACUUCAAAAUUCAUCUUUUUACCAGUCAAUGAUAAUGAUGAUGUUGAAGAUGCAUGUGCUGGUUCUCAUUGGUCAUUAGUCGUUAUCAGUUUAUUGGACAAGACUGCAUUGAUUUAUGACACUUUAGAAAGGGCUAAUGAAUCUGAAGCUAAACAUGUCAUUUCACAAUUGGCAAAAUAUUUAGGUUUCAAUUUCCAAAUUAGAAUUAUUGAAAAGACUCCACAACAAAUUAAUGGAAGUGAUUGUGGUAUAAUGGUUGGACAAAUUACUGGUUUUUUAUUAUCAAGAUUAUUACAUUUGAAAUAUUUAGAAGAUCAUUUCAUUGAUAUGGAUUUGAAUAAUGUUGAGAUUUCUGCUAUUGAUGGAAGAAUUUUCAUCAUGGGUACGUUGUUGAAUUUGAUUAAG